Molecule: messenger RNA, 1602 nt
Organism: Pestalotiopsis fici W106-1
Lineage: Eukaryota; Fungi; Ascomycota; Sordariomycetes; Amphisphaeriales; Sporocadaceae
Exons: 4
Coding region: 1-1602 (533 amino acids)
Source: RefSeq, a predicted model, not a curated record
AUGGCACCCGGAAGACUCCUCGACUCGCCUCCUGCCUCCUUCUCUACCCCAGUCAGCACUCGAGCCGAUGCCCGGCUGCCAGUGACACUCUUGUCUGGUUUCCUAGGCGCUGGAAAGACGACUCUACUAGAGCACAUCCUGACAUCUCCAGAUCAUGGUCUGCGAAUAGGCGUCAUUGUGAAUGAUGUCGGCGCUCUGAAUAUUGAUGCUGCGCUCCUGUCGACUCACGACGUGACGCGAAAGGAGGAGCAGGUUGUCGCCAUGCAGAACGGCUGCAUCUGCUGCACCCUUCGUGGUGAUCUGCUUGAAGAGGUCGCCCGACUAGCCGAGGACAAGAUGGUUGACUACCUUGUCAUUGAAAGCUCAGGCGUCAGUGAGCCCAUGCAAGUGGCGGAGACAUUUUCAGAGGAAUUUGCUGAAAUGCACAUCCAAGCCGGUCACGACCUCGAGGCCGAGGCAGCACAGACUCAGGACGAUGACUCGAAAGGCAACAAGCGCCUGGCUGAGAUCCUCAAGUCAGGCGGCCUGUCCAAGGUGGCACGGCUGGAUACAUGCGUGACGGUAGUCGAUGCUGUUAAUUUCAUGAAGGAUUUUCAAACGGCCGAUUUUCUCGUCGACCGCCAGACCGACGUCCCCGAAGAGGACGACCGCAAUAUCUCCGACCUUCAGGUUGACCAGGUCGAGUUCGCCGAUGUACUCGUCGUGAACAAGUGCGACCUCGUGUCAAAGGAUGAGGUCAACCGCAUCCGCGGUGUCAUUGGCAAGUUGAACCCUGAUGCUCAUAUCCUCACCACCACCAAGUCCAGACUGGAUCUGAAGGAGAUCAUCGACACCAAGAGGUUCUCAUAUGAAAAGGCUGCUCUUGGUGCCGGCUGGCUGAAGAGCCUCAAUGAGGAGAUUAACCCUGAGACGGAAGAGUACGGCAUCGGUACUUUCAUCUACCGCGCCCGCCGACCUUUCCAUCCCGAGCGUCUCUGGCAUACCAUAAAAGACGUUUUUGUCGUAAUCCAGACCGAAUACCAGACUGAAGAGGAUGGCCCGGAGGAAGACGAAGAGAUGGACGACGAUGAUGAAUCUGAUGUUGACAUGGAUGAUGAAGACCAACCCCAGCUCAAUCCACAGGCUCGUUUGGAAAGCAAGAUCCGAGACGAGACCUUUGGUCCGCUCCUACGCUCAAAGGGCUUUCUCUGGUUGGCCACGCGACCCAAGAUGUUCGGUGAAUGGUCACAGGCAGGCGUCAUGUUGACUAUCCAGGGCGGCGACCUAUGGCGCUGCGAGGUGCCCGAGGCCGAGUGGCCCAAGGACGCAAUGUCCCGCGCCGCCAUCAUGAAGGACUACCAGGGCGAGUGGCAGGACCGCCGACAGGAGAUUGUCUUUAUCGGACAAAAGAUGCGCUCCGGUGGCGAGGAACGCCUUCGCGCUGCCUUGGAUGCCUGUCUGUUGAACGACAAGGAGUUCCGGGCAUGGGAAAAGGCCAUGCGUUCCAAGCGACUGCAGGAGAGGUUGGACAAGCUCUUUGAAGACGGCUUCGAGGAGUGGCCCGAGGAGGUCCACGGCGGUCAUGAUCACGAUCAUGCCGCCGGGGAAAGCUGUCCAAUGUAG